CAGAAGCCGUUGACGGCUCUAAUAGUGACGGAUCGAUCCCCCGCAAUAUUAUUUUUCCCUUUUUCAUUUGUUUUGUGGAGAAAAAACACGCAGAGGGAGUACAAGUAAGCCUCACUGCACACAUCCGUCCUCUGCGAUCCCCAUCAGAUAUCUUCAACACAUAAUCCUGUUUUGAGCUUUUGUAAGAGCUUGUGCUAACGGUAGCUAGUCACGAUUAUUGCUAAUAACGCCACGAUACAACCUCGAGACAAGCCGGGACAAGACCAGUCUCAGGACUCACCAUACUCAAUGAGCGUACAGCGCAAUGUCAGAGCGCUCUGGGCAAACAGCAAAGGGGAAGGAUGGCAAAACCAAGUAUGCGUCUCUCAACCUGUUUGAUACAUACAAAGGAAAGAGCCUUGAAGCACAGAAGCCUGUUGUUGCCCCUCGUCAUGGCUUACAGUCUCUUGGUAAAGUUGCCUCUGCACGGCGCAUGCCCCCCCCUGCCAACUUGCCUAGUUUGAAGGCGGAGAACAAAGGCAACGACCCCAACGUCUCGCUCGUUCCCAAAGACGGCACAGGAUGGGCAAGCAAGCAGGAACCAGCAGACCCAAAGAGUACCGAUGUAUUGUCCGAAGCGCAGCCGGAGUCGCAGCAGCCUGUGGCCUCACAGACACCUGUGCCGAGCAUGCCGAGCAUACCGAGAACACCUCCAGCUCAAGAGGCCCAGACUCCAGUUCUAGCCGUAGGACCAAAGUCCUGGGCUCAGGCCAGUGUUACACAUGGAGUACAAGGAGAUGGUGGAAAGGGAUCAAACCAACCAUCGCCAUUCUCUCGCGAGGAAUUUCCCACCCUGCAGGCGGCUGGAGACCAGGACAAAGCUGGCAAAGAACAGGCCACUGCAGAUCAGUGGUAUGGGCCCGGACCAAGCCUCCGCCCCCAGAACGUAACGAGUUGGCGGGAUGGUGGGGGCCGGGCAUUGGCACCCACCCUGGCUGGGGAGGGAGUUGCGGAGGGCGGUGCUGGGGGAACCAUGGUGAUGGAGGGUGCUGCUGGGGCCCCUCCCAUCCCACCGCAGAAUGCGUCCUCCCAUGGGCUGCCUAGAACCCCCUCAACCAGCAACCCCGCACUUCCCCUCCCCCAGCCACCCAUUGGCCCACAGUUCCAGGCUUACAGAGGGAUCAUGCCUCCUUUUAUGUAUCCACCAUACCUACCCUUCCCACCCCCAUAUGGUCCACAGGGACCUUACAGGUAUCCAGCCCCAAAUGAGGCCCCAAGGUUUUCUCGUUCACAGGGUGGCGUAGGACCAGAUGGGCGGCCCCCUGGUGGCCCCCGGGGUGAGGUGGUGAAACGCCCCUCCAUCCUCAAACAGGAUGACCUGAAGGAGCUGGAUGAGCUGGACCAUGAUGGAGAUGAUGGCUGGGCUGGGGCACAGGAGGAAAUUGAUUACUCCGCCAAGUUGAAGUUCAGUGAUGAUGAAGGAGAGGAUGACGGGGAUGAGGAAAGGUCUGAAAACAAAAAUGGACCCCGGGAGGCAAAGGAGCAGCAGAGAUCCCAAGAUGGACCUGCACCUGUUUCACGGUCCCGAGCAUCUGACAGUGGAGGGGAUUCACUGUGCACCCCUCCAUGCAGUGCUGACGAUGGCUCCGCACCCCCCUCCAGCAAGCCAGGCUGGGCCGAGGAGGGAGGAAGUAGCUGGGGCAGUCAGACAAAUGCAGUAUCUUGUCAGGGGUGUAGGCCUGGGCAAGGUGGCCCAAGGGAGCAGCCCUCCCCCCCACCAGGGCCACUUGGACAGGGGCCCUACUCCUACUACCACCAGGACCGGCCUUCAAAUCAGUCUACAACCUCAAGCCCUAACCUGGCCCCUCAGAAGCUGCCCAGCAUUGCCCAAGCUCAGCAGCAAGCAGGGUCAGUGCCAGGUGGGCAGUCACCACCUCCCUCCGGCACCCUGCAUUCUCAGCCACAGGCCGAGGAUGAGGACGAGACAUGGAGGCAACGACGGAAGCAGUCAUCAUCAGAGAUCUCUGCCGCAGUAGAGCGUGCCCGUCGUCGGCGUGAAGAAGAGGAACGGCGGAUGCAGGAGGAACGUCGUGCAGCCUGCGCAGAGAAGCUCAAGAGACUUGAUGAAAAACAGCAGCAGCAACAGAACAUGAAACCCAGCUCCCCCAGUGAAGCGCCUGCCAGCAGCCCUAGUCCCUCUUUGUCUGCGCCCGCCUCAUCUCCUAAUGCCAGUCAGCCAUCCUCACCCUGCAUGGACCCAGAAGAACCUCCACUGUCAUCCGCUCAGACAAGCGGUGCGACAUUGGGAAUGAAUAUAAAUAAUAGACAGAGGGCUGGCAGCAACAGUAGCCAUGAUUCCACCAAUGAGUCUCAACAGAUUCUGCAGCCUCAAGUUACACAGCAUCAGCAAUCCCUGGAUGUCCCUGUGUCUGGUGAUGGCAAGGAUGAACCUGUGGUAGGUGGGCCAUGUAUCCGCGGCACUAGAGGUGGAGAUGAUCCUGUGAAGGUCGAGAGUGUUGGUGGAACAGGACGGCAGGGUAGUGGUCCUCCUGGACAGGGCUUUUCCAAAUAUCAGAAAUCACUUCCUCCUCGUUUUCAGAGGCAACAACAGGAGCAACUUCUCAAACAACAGCAGCAGCAGCAGUGGCAGCAGCAACAACAGCUGCAACAUAACCAGGUUGCCCAAAAUCAGCUCCACUCCCAGCCUCAGAAUCAACAGGGCCCCUCUCCAGGCACCACUUCACAGUCUGGGCCCAAACAGCCAACUCUUUACCCCCCUGGUUCAAUGGGACGGCCUCCACCUCUUACCAUGAACUUUGAUCCCCGCUGGAUGAUGAUGUCCUACAUGGACCCUCGUAUAAUGCAGGGGCGUCCCCCACCCAUGGACUACUACCCUGCCAGCAUGCAUCCUUCGGGGAUGAUGAGUCGGGAGCGUUCUGAUUCAGGUGGCUCUGGGUCAGAUCCCUUUGAUAGGCAGCAGCAUAGUGGACCUCCUCACCCACAUCGUGGCACCCCCCCCAUGGAUCCUAAGCUGGUUUGGGGGCCAGAUGUUUUUCCAGGGGGUACUGAGGGUAGGGGAUUGAGCUCACCCCUAAGGCAGAAAGCUGUAGAGGAAGAGAUUAUUGGCAAAGGUCAAGGAAGUGACACUCCUCCACUGCGUAUGCGAGAGGGAGGCACAGCCCCCAUUCAGCCGCCAAGUGUGGCUCCCAGCUCUCCAUCUGGCUCAUCCAACCAAACCCCACCACCUUUGGCAGUUCAAGUUGGAGGCCAGGGUACUGGCCACCAUGUCCACCAUCAACCCUUUAUGGGCGGAAGAGGAGGUUACAGUAACUACUCUGACAAUGGAUCCAGGAUGGGCUCCCACCUGCAGCAAAGGGCCAGCAGUGGGGGGUCACUGCAUGGUUUUGGCCAUCAGGAGGGUAGUCAACCAAGCCAAAUUUGGGGGACUCCUCAUCCCCAUUAUGAUCGUAAUGGCCGGUCUGAUCACUCGGCCUUGGAGAACAACUCUCAUCACCAACACCAUGCACCACCCCAUCAUUUCUCCCUUCAUCCUCAUAAGCAGGAAAAUGGCAGGGAGCGAGAAAAAGGAGGGGAGACAAAAAAGAGUGGUCCCUCACCUCCACUCCAUCAGCCGUCCCUCUCCUCCUCCUGCUCCUCAUCAUCAUCAUCUUCCUCAGCCAGAGAAGAUGGCAGUGGGAAGCUAUCCCUACAUAAUCAAGUCCCACCCCAGCAUGAGCAUGACACUGGACCCACUCAUGUUCCAGUAAGAAAACAGGACAAAAUGGGAAAUGCACACAAUCAGCCCCCACAGCAUUCUUUGCAGCAGCACCACCCUAAAGCCAACCCUCGCAGCCGGGAACACAAAACUGAGACACAGUGGGGCCCAAGGCCUAGUAGCAGUAACGUGAGUGGUGGCUCAUCCCAUAACAGAAAGGUAGGAUCUGGUAUGAGUGGAAAUACUGGAGGGGAAGAAUCCAUAAAUCAGUUGGCUGAGAAUAAGUCCUCUACCCAAUCAGCAGAUGGUGUCACAGUCAAGCGGGCAGGUCCUAUUAAGAGACCAAUUCUUAAAGAGUUGAAAAGAGAGGGUGGUGAAGGUGAGGGAGGAGAAAAGCCAACCGGAGGCUCUGGGAAAGACAAGGAACAAGAUGCUUCUCAGACAACCACCAAACACGAAUCAGCCUCUGGGGCUCAAACCUCCUCUGCACCCAGUGGGAAAGAUGAUGCUGUCUCCUCAAAUAAAACAAGAUCUGGUGGAAAGGAGCGAGGUAACACUGGGGGUACAGGUAAAGGAUCCAAAAAUGGAGAAAACUCAAUUCAAAAUUCUGGAUAUUUUGCUCCUCAAUCCAGAAGGGAAAGGGAGCGCUCUUUAGAAAGAGGGAGCACAACUUACCAUGCAUCCUCAUCCAGAGGUGGCCGAUCAAGUCGUGGUCGAGGAGAAUUUUAUGGGCGAGGUAGAGGCUACAGGGGGACUUACACGGGCAGUACCGGUGGUGGAAACCGUGGGAAAGCGGGUGGAAGAAGCAGCAGGGACUACAGGUCAGCUGCCAACAGUGGCUGCCACCAUGGACCUUCUAAUCAAGAAUACAAGAGGGAGGCAUCAUCUGGCAGUGGUAGGCAUGGACAUGGGGGCCCUCAGCCAAAUCCGGGACGUGCUAGAAACCGCAGUGAGACCCGAAGUGAAGGUUCUGAAUAUGAAGAGGUGCCAAAAAGGAGGCGGCAGCGGGGAUCUGAGACAGGCAGUGAGAGUGCUGGCAGUGAUCUUCCUCACUCUGACAAAGAGGACCGCAAGCAUAACAUCAAGACUGGCAACAGAGAGAACCCAACAACAGGUCCUUCAUCUUCAGCUCCAACCAGAAACUCCCAGACAAGAGUGUUCACACCAAGGGGAGUGCCAUCAAGACGUGGUAGAGGUGGAGGUGGUGCUGGUGGAGGUCAUCAUAGAAGUGGAGGCAGUGCUGGAGUCUCUGGCGGACACCGAUCUGGACCUGGCCCUGUUUCCCAUGGCUGGUCUGCAAAAUCUUCAACUGUGCGAAAGCAACAUAUAUCCUCCCAACCAUCCCCUCCCAAAGAUUUGGGUCAUGGAGCUAAUGGUGAAAAGAAGAAAAUUAGUGACCAGAGUCAAAGUGCAAAUACCACAGUACCUAAUCCCUCUGUGCCAACUGUCCAACAGGGGUCCAUUGAGAAUGGAAGUGUUGGGGCUCAACUGUCCUCAAGUAAUGUUCCGUCAAAUCCCACUGGCUCUACUUUACAGGCACUUCCUCUGUCCACUCCAGAUGGACAAAGUUUCCCACCCAGGGGAUUUGAGCACCCCCCUCGUCGUAGACGCCAUGGACGAUCUCAGCAUCAACAGGAUAAGCCUCCCAGGUUCCGCAGGCUGAAGCAAGAGCGAGAAAAUGCAGCCCGCAUCAAUGUAAGCAGUGGAAUUAUUGAAGUUGUAGCUGGACAACAGCAGAGGCCUGCUUCUACGUUGCAGAAUUCCCUGCAAGAAACAAAUAGCACUCCCAAAGCAUCUGCCACAGCUGUCGCAAAUGCAAACCACAAAGUCUCCACAACUUCUAAUAAUAAUAAUAAUAAUAGCAGCCACCAUGGGGUUGGAAACCAAAAUUUGAAUAGUCACUACCACCAUCACUACCAGGGCAACUCCCAGUCGCACCCCCAGCACCAUCUUAACCAUAACCCAGCAGGGGGCGCCAAGUCUCCAGAUGUCUCUAACCAGAACUCUGACCAGGCAAAUGAGGAAUGGGAAACGGCCUCUGAAAGCAGCGAUUUCACUGAGUUUCGCGAGAGAGGAGGUGGAGGAGGUGGUAAAUCCUAUUCCUCUCACCACCACCACCAUCACCACCAUACAGCAGGAAGAGGUGUCGGAGGCAGUGGAGGUGGCGAGAGAGAGAUGACGGCUAAAGAACUAGCCACCAGCAAGAGAAGCUUCUCCAGUCAGCGCCCUGGAAUGGAGAGGCAGAACAGAAGGGUGAAUCCCAGUGGUGGUGGAGGAAGAGGCCCCAGGGGUCUGCUCAUUGGUGGUGGGCCUGUAGGUGGAGCUGGCAAUGGUGGGCCCAAUCGUGGUGAGAGGCGUGGCAACUGGCCUUCCCCUAAGAACAGGAAGUGAUUCUUUUUUUUUUUUGGAACCAUUUCAAAUGCAUCCCUCUUUCUUUGGCCACUUAUUUCAGUCCAUUUUCUCCCUAACACUUCACUAUCAUUGUAAAAGAUUAGUUAAUAAGACAUGUACACACAUUCUAGCUUCCUUGGUUUAUUGCUUUUUUUAUCCUUCUGUUGGAAAUUCACACUCAGUGCCCUUUCACGCUCACAUAAAUCCCAAGUUCCCCAGAGAUUUGACAUCCUCCCCCCCUCUUUAAUGGAACUUUUGAGACUGAAAAUACAGUCAACCAUAAGAUACCAUUUAUUGUUGCAUAUACAAGCACAAUAUGGCAUCAACCUGACAAAAGUAUGCUUAGUUUGUGUAUGCUAGGCAUGUUAAUUGUAUUUGUAGAAGAACUGUCUUGAAACAUAUAUGGAAGGCCAGGGUAGAUAUUAUGUAACAGUGUAUUCACAUUGCAUAAUUUUGGAUUGUGUAUUCAGAAAUAGAAGUCACUGUAUUCUCCUUCAGGUUUGGUCUUGGAAGUUCCUCUUUUAAUGAGAACAAAUGUAUCAUAGAUUUGUUUUUCCUUCUUGUGUUUUGAAUUCUUCCCCUUAUCAAGUUUUAAUUUCAACCACGCCCCUCUUUUAAAGGUGAGGGUAUCAUUUUUUUUUUUUCCUUCUGCAAAGCGGGUCAUUAAAAUUCAAAAUUUUAACUUAACCCCCCAUUCAUUUUUGGUUUUGAGCUCAUCAUUUGCUACUGUGCUUGCUCAUCCAGUACAAUACUACUGCGCAUAUUCUACUGUCAUGUCCGGUUGUUCAGACCUACAUGGUGUUUUUUCCCCACUUUGUUUGCAAGUCAUUCAUUCUGCUCAUUGAAUUUGGGUUUUCAAAUAGUUCCACUAGCUGUUUUGGCUUCCGCAUGGAAUUGUAAUCUAGUAGUGUACAUUUUACAUGCUUAUUUAAUUAGAUGAAAUGAUCUUACGGUCCCUAAAAUUCCCAUUCAUGGAUCAUGUGAAAUUAAGGCUGUUUCUGUUUCAAGUCAAAUGACUAUUGGCCUUAAGUGUCUGAUCCUCCAUUAAAAUAGAAUGUAAUUUUUGUUUUAACAUCAAGUACAGGUUAUUUCUGUCUUGCACUUAUAUUAAGCCAGUAAACUUUCCUGAACUCCUGUAGGAUGAAGAUUGUUCAGUUUUGUUUUUCCUCCAUAUGAUUAGCUGUAUACUGGGCAUCUUUUUGACUAGAUGUCACAAUGCAGUUCCAGGUUAUUGAACAUGGAAACUAAGUAUUGUGCUAUUGUUAUAUUCACUUAGCAGUUCUAGGACGUGUAGAGAACCGCUCUUUGACCACCCUCUGCAUUGUAAAUUCCCUUUAUUUUAAAAAGACAGUUUAACAUAAGCUCUUCUUCCAUUCUGUAUUUUCAAAGUCCCCCAACACAUGUGUGUGAUUAAUGGGCAGUUGUCUUACUUGCAUCUUUUUACUGAGCUUCAAUUUACCAUCUCAGUGAGACAUGUCUAUGCCAAGGAGUCUGUGGCCCUUUUUGAGUAGUGUUACAAAACAAGACAUUGGUUCUGUGUACAAUAUGCCUGAUGUCAAACAAAACUUGCCCAUCAUCUCAACUCUUACGUCACGCUAGUGAACAGGAAGUCUGAGCCCAGGUUAACAAGAAACCACAAACGCUUGACGUCUAAAUAGAAACGGAUCAAAUAAUUUUUCACUCCUCAUUUUGACCAGCAUCUGUAUCUUACUGGUGUAAGUUGGGGUUUGUUUGUUUUCUGGGAAUGCCUUGAUCUGAUCAACAAUACUAUGUAGGGCUAUUGAAUGGCAUGUAUGUGUGAAUAGGGCAUUUAAAACGUAUGUGUGAAUUAAUUUGAUCUUUACAUUAAAUGUGCUUUGUUGACGCUUUGUAAAAGGCAAAUUUGAGUCCUUAUUGCCCACUUUUUUCGACACUAUUAUGUUCAUUUUAUCUAGGAUAUUUUCAUUAUAUACAUUCAAGUGUGUGUAUAUGUUAAUCCAAAUGAAGUGCAGUGGUAAAAAGUAAGAUCUGUAUUUCUUUCCCCUUAUCUACUGUGGGGGAAAAAGGGUUUAUUUUACUUUACUCACAGACAUUUAACAAGCCUGGUUUCAUCCUUUGAUGAAGCUUGGUGGGUCUAUUCAUUGGAAGCCAUUCACAUAGGCUUCCUGUGCUGUUUAUCAUCCCUCUUAAUCUCUUAAUCCAUUGUUGUGGUCACAUUAUAUGUACCAAUAUUUGAAUAAAACUGAAUAGAAAUGUGUAUUCCUUGAAAUACUCAAGAGAUUGUAUUAUACUUCUAUACCAAGGUACCUGAAAUUGUUCCUGCUGUCCUAGCGUUUAUGGCUUAUUAUUGGAACCUUGAUAUACACACAUGUAUGUAUAUUGGUAUGCAUCUGAGUUUGUCCACCCCAACUUACAUUCCCACUCACAAUUGUUGCCAUUUUUAAGUUCAAGGGAGCAAUGUACAAGCAGAGAAGUGUCUUAUUAUAAUAAAAAGUAUACAGAGAAAAAGUUAAAUAAAAAUCUUGUUUUA
Messenger RNA from Xyrauchen texanus (razorback sucker), 8594 nucleotides. Its product is annotated as protein PRRC2A-like. NCBI's taxonomy places the organism in Eukaryota, Metazoa, Chordata, Actinopteri, Cypriniformes, Catostomidae. The coding region runs from base 305 to 6085 and encodes 1926 amino acids. Gene Ontology annotation, biological process: cell differentiation. The record is from RefSeq and is a predicted model, not a curated record. The transcript is spliced from 17 exons.